This is a messenger RNA of Fusarium verticillioides 7600, 2931 nucleotides long. RefSeq lists its product as hypothetical. Gene Ontology annotation, biological process: diphosphoinositol polyphosphate metabolic process; diadenosine pentaphosphate catabolic process; adenosine 5'-(hexahydrogen pentaphosphate) catabolic process. The coding region runs from base 1626 to 2117 and encodes 163 amino acids. The record is from RefSeq and is a predicted model, not a curated record. Gene Ontology annotation, molecular function: bis(5'-adenosyl)-pentaphosphatase activity; endopolyphosphatase activity; diphosphoinositol-polyphosphate diphosphatase activity. Lineage: Eukaryota; Fungi; Ascomycota; Sordariomycetes; Hypocreales; Nectriaceae. The transcript has 3 exons. Gene Ontology annotation, cellular component: cytoplasm; nucleus.
CUUUGUUACUUGGAUAGCGCAAGACAUGAGGUGGUUUUAAGAUUGCCUGCACGGCGACUCAUCUCACCUUUGUUUCUUCCAUUGCACUGCCUACCGAUUGACAAGUCCAUACCUCCCUUUCUUGGGCCAGGCAAUUGAAGAGUUACUCUCAGCCUACAGCUUCUUAAAUUCAGGACUAUAUCCAAGAUACAGUCACUCCUUGAUAACCUGGAGACUUUCGAAAAUUGCUUGAUAUUCUGUCUACCUGUCUAUCACAGCUGCGGCUAUACUCAAACCACCACAUAAAGUGUCUACUCUGCACAGUUCAUUUCAGCCUUCGCAAUUUUUAUCCAGUUCGACGCCCCUAACGACACCUCUGUCACCAAUCGAUUUCAACUCCCCGGCUCGUAAGCUUUUGGUUCUCAGCCUUUGCUACAAAGGCGUUGGCGUGGAUCUCCUCAAAUCGAACCAAGCCUCUUCGCUUCUGGCCAUCAACGUCACGGCCAACUAUCACAUCUGUAUCAGUCAGUCAGCCAACACAACACAACACAAGUGACUUUGAUAAACGCCGCGGCAACUCAAACAGGGGAGCCUCUCACGUUGAUGACUUCCAUUAAUUAUCCCCCAUUUCUAAUCAAAGUUUGCCUCGCAUCGGUUGACCCAGCGAAAGCCCUCACUCAGUUCCACACUCCACGCUUCAGCGACUCACUGUUACAGGGUGCCACCGCCAGGCCACCAUCCAUCCAUUCACCUAGGUACCGUUUGGCCGGGCAAGUCUAGGCCUAAAGCCCACUGCAAGCACUACAUCACAGUACAUAUUGUACAGUAGGUACCUCUGACCUGACACGCUACGUCUACUCCAUCCCUAGGCAGCCCUGGCGAGGAUCCAGCUUUUCCCCUCCGUGUCCAGUCCCUGUCUGCUGUUCACUAGCCUCCUUGAAGAAGGCUUGUUCACCGAGCGCCCAGUGCUCCCCCGUACCUACACGCCCCCCAACCAACCUAAGCCAGACCGGACCAAACCAAACCAAACACUCUUUGCUGCAGUCGGGUCUAUUCUGUUCUGUAGGUAGGUAGGUACCUACGUACAGUGCUACAGCCAGUACGUACUCCUCUGCGGGUUCCGCCAGACAGAAAGAGGCAGAGAGAGAUCCGCCGAGUCGCCCGCUGCCCCCUUGGAGCUAAACUUGGGACGUUUUCCGCGUGCGCGCCCACACCUCCAUCAUCUCGCAGUUUAUAUCACAUCGCCAGCCCAGCUCUUUGGAGCGUCUGGGCUCUCCCCGACCAAGAACCAAGCACCAGCACCUUCUGGCGCAGGCCACGGCCACUUCUGUUCUUCAUCCUCACCUCACUUGAUCACAAGACUUUUACCAACCAUUCACUGUUCGACAAUGAUGCCUCUCAAGGCUCUUUGAAAGCCACCCACCCGCUCCAUCGCAGGUUCCCGUCUCUCUCUCUCUCUGUCUUUCUCGACCCAGGGGUGAACAUCCGUUCUCCUCCGCUACCUCCGAGGACCUUUGAGGCUUUCUUGCCCGCAUCAUCGCCUUUCGAGAUCCACGAACAUCUUUGUUUUUUGUUCUCGCUCGACCAAAUUCCCCGACAUUCCUCCCAAUUCCCGUCACUCUCCGCCCCAACUUCCCACUAAGAAGAUGUCGAGUUCUGCCUCCGGCGACUCGGGCGGUGGCCGUUCCAUGGAGUCACGAGUGGGUAGAACCAAGCAACGUUACAACACUAAGGGCGAACGUCUCGUCGCUGGCAUCGUGCCUCUCACUCCCGAUCAAAACUUUGUCCUAUUGAUUCAGUCUACCCGGCGCAAAGGCUGGGUGCUGCCCAAGGGCGGCUGGGAGUCUGACGAGACUUGCCAGGAAGCCGCUGAGCGAGAGGCCUGGGAAGAAGCUGGCAUCACUGUUCAGAUCACCUAUGAUCUUGGUGACAUUGAUGAGAAGCGUGCGCCCAAAUCGUCAAAAGAUCGGUCAAGAUACCACUUCUUUGAGGGCACAGUAACCAGCGAGUACGACGAUUGGCCCGAAUCCCACAAGCGAGAACGCCAGUGGUUUACAUUUGCCCAGGCGUGGGAGGCGUUGUCAACACGACCGGAGCUACAGGAGGCCUUGCAACGGUCUACUGUAAAUCGUCAAUAGCCUCACGGCGCCCUCUCAUGCGCAAUCAUGGCUUUGGAAGUGACCAAUCUCUAUCCUUGAACGGCGCCCCAUUCAGUCGCGACGACAUGGCUUCAUCUCCUGGCUGUUGAGUGGAUUGUGAUACACCGUCACUUCCACAGAGUUCUUUCCAUUUCCUUGUCAUGAGAGGAAUGACACGUGCUCGUCUAAGAAACUCAAUCUGGGUUGAGUUACGAAGCACCUCUUCUUUACCUCCUAUUUUUCAGUUCUCUAUAUAGAGACUACAAUGUGCAUCCAUCCCAAGGCGUUUAGGCUGGAACAUGAUAGAGUAUCACUUGUUUUUUUUUUUAAACAUCUAAGAAUUCGGACGGGGCGGGUUACUUGAGCGGCAUAUAAAGGUGCAAGCAUCGAGAUCAGAGGGUUUAUCUUAUUGCAAUUCAUGGAUAGGACCGGAAAAGCAUCACAAAAGGUUGGCUGCCCUCAGAUUCUUGCUUUUUUCAUCGGGUACUAGCCCGAAGACCGACGGGACGGGGAGGCAAAUAUGCGCAUAAGUCCACCCACUAGAGAGGGACGAAAUCUUAGUAACUCGCCUGGUCAUGGUGGAGUUGAAUAGACUUGGCGAUUCCCCUCACUUGAGCGCAUCUAAACAAGUUGAAGCUGGGUGAGAGUGAGAGUGAGAGUGAGUGACCAAAAAGAUGACCAAAAUAAUGAGACAUAAAAAAAAAGAGAAGAACCCUUCGCCGAAUGGCAUAUAAUGACGCACAAGCAAGUCACUGCUGCAGCUCUCGACCACUAAGAGACUGUGGCCAAGACCUUGUCAUGGAUGCUUAUUUCU